This is a messenger RNA of Raphanus sativus (radish), 1820 nucleotides long. RefSeq lists its product as uncharacterized. Lineage: Eukaryota; Viridiplantae; Streptophyta; Magnoliopsida; Brassicales; Brassicaceae. Bases 354 to 1685 code for a protein of 443 amino acids. The transcript is spliced from 8 exons. The record is from RefSeq and is a predicted model, not a curated record.
AACAAAUAUCCAUCUGAAAGUCUAGCUGCUUUUUCCCGGUAGUUUUUUUCAUCUUUAUACAGAAAAAAAUAAAAAUAAAUCUGCUUGGCCAAAAAAAUAAAAUAAUUCUGUAUAGAUAUUGGGGAAAGGUCUUUAAUCAAUUUGGGGGUGUUGUGAGCAUAGAUAGGCCCAUUAAUACUAAAAGUCCCAAUAUCAUAUUUUGGUUUUCCGCUUCUGAGGAACUAAGCGCGGGAAACCAAAAAAUAAAAAUAUAAAAAUAAUAAAACCUCUGGACGUUGCAGAGUGGUGAGUGAGGAAGAAAAGCAUAGAUCCAGAAAGAGAGAGAGAGAGAGAGAGCGAGACGUCGUAAUCUGAUGGAAGAAGUUCACUCAUCCGCGGAACCUAACGGAUGCUCCGAUUCUCCAUUUACCAUAUCCCAGCCGCCAGAUAUUAAGAAUUGGUUUUCAAGUUACGUCUAUGAAUCUCUCGCACUGACUUCUGUUCGAGAGGAGGAGGAGGAGGAGGACAAAUGCAUUCUUGGUGCCGACAAAGAUCAUAAACCUAUCAACAAGAAUAUGUCAGAUACGAAUCUCUAUGAAUCAUCAUCACUCCCUUCUGAACCUCCUGAUAUAGCCAAUUGGUUUUCUAGCUAUACCUAUGAAUCACCGCCCGUCCUGGAUACAAAUGAUGCUCUUUACUUUUCGGUUGGUGGAGAAGAUAGUGAACGUGUAAAGGAGACGCAAGCAGAAGAAGAAGAAAUUGGAGGAAAAUAUCUUUGUCCUGGUUUGUUUGAGCAACAACAACUUGUCUCUCCUGCAAAGGUUACAGAUUUCUCUCAGUCUCAGCAUCUUCUUUCAGAGCCUCCUGAUGUUGGAAACUGGUUUUCAAGCUAUGAGUACCAAUCUCCUCACCUUUCAGACACUCAUGAACUUGAAUUCUGUUCUCCUGAGCUAAUCGUUGAGGAGAGUGACACUGAGGGAGAUAAUAGUUGUGGUAUUUUCCGGAAAACUAAGAGCAAGCAAGACACUAUUAUUGCUCCUGACUGCUUAAAAUCAAAUGACUGCAAUGAAAGCAUGGCCACAGACACGGAGGUCUCUGCAUAUUCAAACCAAGAAAGGGAAAAUAAGUCAACGGUUAGUUUGUUCAGUGCCUCAACCAGAGAAGUGGGACAAGAAGCAUUGUUCUGUGAAAUGAAAGACGAGCCAAGCUUUAGCCACUCGGGAGUUUCUUCUUGUUAUAACCCAAAACCACAAUCGUUGGCUUAUUUACAGGAGGAGCUGAGACCAAAAGAAAAUGAUCACGAAACCAUUUCCACUAGCUCCAGCAUGCAAAAGACUGCUGAAAAGGAAGAAAACCUAGAGUCAGUAGGAUCAGAUGGCAAGGAAAAUUUAGAGGGAAAAAGCACUGAGACUGGAUUUGUGACGAUGAGAAAGGCCAGAUUUAGAGACCAAAGUUCCAUGACGAGACCAAUCAGAGGAGUUCUGGGGGAGUGCUCAAGAAGUAAAGAGUUAACGAAGAUGGCAACAGAAGAAGAAGAAGAAAGAAAGAAGAAGAAGAGAAGAGUUUUGGGUGAAAUGUGGAAUCAUCAGGUUUGUGGAGGAGAGGAGGAGAUUGCAGGAAAAUGGAGUUGCCCUCAGAAAAAGAAAGGGAAAUCAGGUCCGCCAUUGAAACAGCUUCGGCUUGAUGCGUGGAUGCGUAAAGUCUGAGUCUUUGUGGAGGAGGAGGAGGAAGCUUCACCAACAAACAAUGUUGGUGAUUCUUUCCCUCUCUUUUCAUGUAUUGUAAGAUGAAAAACUUGGUAGAUAACACAAACCGGAUCAGACCGGAUUCAAUUCGGUUAA